AUGACUUAAUGAGAAUCUCGCAUUGUUGUUUGUUUGUCCUAACCCAUAAUAAUCCACAACAGGGUCAGAGUAAAAAUACCAUGAUUCCCACCAAGCUUUGGAAUGCUCUUUUUGCUCUAAUAGUACAACCCACUCAAGAUUUUAAAACCAUCUGUAUGUCCAGUCCACAUGUCCCAAUGCCCUGGCAGUGCUUUAAGUCCCUUGGAGGGACAGGGAACAUUUCCCUAGAACACAGGAGGCCUUGGGUUCUUGCCCUUGGGUUAAACCAUAAACUGGAAAUACCCUUGGGUUUCAUUUUUUCAUAUUUAAAAUGACUCAUUUUGGAAUAAGGAAUGAUAUAACCAUGGAUGCACGCCAUGAGGACUUCCUGUUUUUGUUCUUGAUGUUGUCAUGACCAUAUGUGUUGAGGUGGAUGGAGGGGGAGGUACCACCUCGGCAGUGUCUUACUGAACAGCUGCAAAGAGCAACUUAGCUUCUGGGAGAAAUGUCUCCAAGGCCUCAGCUCUGCUGGGUGAAGAAGACAUUUGUUCUGCCACCCACCAUGUAAUCCAUCCUUGAAUUUUAAUGAGUUAGCCUUUGGGCUGCUAGACAGAAACAAGCCACGGCAUCCUGCAUCAAUCCUGCUGACUUCGCACGCUGCCUCUGAGACUUAAAAAAUGAACUGUUUUUAUUGUCAAAUACAUGAUAAUUGUGCUCAAAGGGAAUUUGCUUGCACAUGAAAAUUGCCUCUGUAAGUAGCAGCACUUUGGACUCUAAAUCCAGCGGCUCUCAAGGCUGACCCUACCUGACUGAGUAUCUAGACUAUGAUUCCUGCCCGAGGUUAAACUUUCACAUGUGGGCUUCCACUGUCUUUAAAAGUCCUGUGUAACUGAUACUGAACUGUUAGGUUGUUACUAUCUGAACCAGCACCAAGUAUACUAUCUGUCCACAAACACUGGUUGUUUCAAUAUUCCUAUCACUGCAUGCUGUUGUCAACUGUAGUGUCAUUUCAUCUGUGUCUGCUCUCCUGCCCCUAACCAGUCCUCUGAGAGGUAAUAAGUUCUUCGAAGGCAUAAAUGCACCAUACUCCCUUGUUUCUCUGUGUAUUCAUAAAAAAGCAUGAGAGAUGCUGGACAAAAUUGCAUCUGGAUUAUAGUGGAUGAACACAAGGUGCUGUUGACGCUCAUACAUGCACAAAAGCCACCAUUUAAAGACAAGAUGCCGAUGGCAUGCAAACCCUCACACUAACACCCAGUCUCACGUUGACCUCCUCAGACUCUAUAAACAUUUGUGUAUAUAUUUUAUUCAUCUUUCUUUGAAAGCUGUUUUAGCUGGAGUUUGUUGGACUAUGUGCUGUAAGGAGUAUCUAUAAUAUUAAUUUUGCUAAAAGAUUAUACCCCAUGGCUCCCAGUUCAGUUUUUCAAUUCUCCAUCAAGGCAGCUUAUCUUUUCUUAGAGCAAGUGGAAAACCUUGUUAUAUGAGCACAGGGCCUGUGGCCUCCAGCCUCCCUCUAGCCUCCAGCCUCCAGCGGUCCUUUGGGAGAAGACACAACAGUGGGCCUCUGGCUGGUCACACUCUCUUUAGUAGCUAUCUCAGCCUUGCCUUGAAUCCUCAAGACCUCUCCUCCCUUAGGCUGCCAGGCCUCUCAUCAGUCCUUGAUAGGACAGUCUUGAGACUUCACUUACUGUUGCAUUGGACUCUUAAGAUUAUCAUUAAAAGCCUGAGUUUUCUGUUAUACCUAUUUUACCACCACUUAAAAAAAAAAAAAAAAAGGCAACUUGGCCCAGCAAAAUGGCUCCUUCAAAGAAGGGAGGCAAGAAGAAGGGCCGUUCUGCCGUCAACGAGGUGGUGACCCGAGAAUACACCAUCUACACUCACAAGCACAUCCAUGGCGUGGGCUUCAAGAAGCAUGCUCCUCAGGCACUCAAAAAAAUCCGGAAAUUUUCCAUGAAGGAGAUGGGGACUCCAGAUGUGUGCAUUGAUACCAGGCCCAAUAAAGCCGUCUGGGCCAAAGGAAUAAGGAAUGUUCCAUACCAUAUCCGUGUACGUUUGUCCAGAAAACGUAACAAGGAUGAGGAAUCACCAAACAAGCUGUACACAUUGGUAAUCUACUUGCCUGUUACCACAUUCAAAAAUCUACAGACAGUCAAUGUGGAUGAGAACUACCCUGCUGAGUGUCAAAUAAAGUUGGAGAACUGCCAAAAAAAAAAAAAAAAAAAAAAAAAAGCACAAAUACACACAUAUACAAAACUUCAUGGAGAACUCCAAGGCCAUCAAACCUAAGGGCUAUCAGUCCCUACCUCACACAUGUACCAGCACACUGGCUCCUUCCAGUCUGAGAAUGAGGCACUUUCUUCUAUCCAAGGCCACUUCUACCUGUGUUUUUUAAUCUGCAAAUCCCUCCCUCCCUCCUUCCUUCCCUCCCACAAAGCAUCAUUCUACAGCCUUCAUCUCUGAUGAAAGGCCUCACACCCCAAGCAGCUGUGGUCCUUCAUCUGUUUACAUCUUCUUCCCUCAUUCAGAAUUUUCAAAACAGUGGGGUGUGUGUGUGUGUGUGUGUGUGUGUGUGUGUGUUCCACUUUGCCACCUCCCUGAACUCCUCUUUGUGUUUCUGUCCCUCCAGAUUCCCCCCCCCCCAAAUUGUUCUAUUCUUGUUUAGACCAUUUUCAACUUCCUUUCUACUUUCUUCAGUGGACACUGUUCAAUUCAUAGCUCAUGUUAAUUUUGAAUAAUAGUCUUCCAGAUUUCUCUGGUUUUCUUUUUCUUUUUUUCAUUUCAUUUCUUUCUCUUUCUUUUUUUUUGUAAACCAGAAUUUUGAUUCCCUGCAAACAUGCUUUCUUUUCCUCUGAUCUUAUCACAUAUUUUCAAAUGUGAUUCAGUCUGACAAGCACAGAGCUUCACACCACCUGGACACACCUGAACUCAUCAUCCCAUGCCUCUUCCUCCAGUAAAGGAGAUGCUCCUGUACCCAGCCUGAGUUGAUACAACUGUCCGGUCAUUCAAUUACAGGCAGGGUUUUCAUCGCCCAACCUGUGCCUUUGUCAUCUAUAUUUAAUACUGAACUCUUGCUAAUUUUAUUUGUUAUUUUCUCUUGUUGCCUUUAAUUUUAAUGUUUUUAUUUUUGUUUUUGUGUAUGUGUGUAUAGACCUACUUCUCUGUAAUAUACCACAUGUAUGUAGUGCCCAUGCAGGCCAGAAGGUGUUGGAUUCCCUGGAACUAUAGUCACUGGCAAUUGUAAACCACCUGAUGCUGCUGAAUAUAAGAAUAUCUAAAGCAAC
Molecule: messenger RNA, 3257 nt
Organism: Cricetulus griseus (Chinese hamster)
Lineage: Eukaryota; Metazoa; Chordata; Mammalia; Rodentia; Cricetidae
Source: RefSeq, a predicted model, not a curated record